AUGGUGUCACGACUUCCCGUUACGGGCGUCGAAGUCGUUCGCGAUACUAUUCGAUAUUCUGGGGUAUCCACUCCGAUUUCCGAACGGGAAGGCUUGGGGAUUCGAGGCUUGGUACCCGCUGCCUUUCUCCCACUCGAACUCGACGUCGAACGAUGCAUGUUGCAAAUGCGGUCCAAAGAAUCGCCACUGGAAAAGUACAUUUAUCUGCACAACAUUCAGGAUGUCUCGGAACGUCUCUUUUAUGCUAUUCUUUGCAAGUACACGUCCGAAGUCAUGCCGUUGGUCUACACACCCACCGUCGGUGAAGCAUGUCAGAACUUUUCGGCCAUUUAUCGGGGUACGCUUCGCGGCAUGUACUUUUCGCUAGAAGAUUCGGGCAAGAUUCGUACACUCCUCGACAAUUGGUUUACCUCCAAGAUUACUACAAUUGUUGUCACGGAUGGUGAACGGAUUCUAGGAUUGGGUGAUCUCGGUGUCAACGGUAUGGGUAUUCCCAUUGGGAAAUUGGCCCUGUACACGGCCUGCGGUGGCAUCGAUCCGGCCAAGGUCUUGCCGGUACACAUUGACGUGGGCACCAACAACGAGGAAAAUCUGAACGAUCCGUACUACCUCGGUCUUCGACGGCCUCGGGAGCGAGGGCAAGCCUACGAUGAUUUGAUUGCCGAGUUCUUUGAAGCUGCUCAGAACAAAUUCGGAGCCAAUGUGAUGAUUCAAUUCGAGGACUUUGGUAACUUGAACGCCUUCCGGCUACUAAGUGCGUGGCAAGACAAGGCCUGCACUUUCAAUGACGAUAUUCAAGGAACGGCAGCCGUGGCUCUGGCCGGUUUGCUUGCUUCCAACCGACUCACUGGCAAAGACUUGAUUGAUCACAUUUUUUUGUUUGCCGGCGCGGGGGAAGCCGGGACCGGUAUUGCUGAACUAUUGGCGCUCGCCAUUGCCGAGAAGGGCCACUUACCAAUUGAACAAGCUCGGAAGAAGAUCUUUCUCGUCGAUUCGAAGGGUUUGGUGACCAAAUCGCGUUUGGAUAGCCUACAGCACCACAAGGUCGAUUUUGCGCACGAUGUGGACGACUGCCCAAACUUGUUAGCAGCAAUCGACAUGCUCAAGCCUACCGGAUUGAUCGGUGUAUCCGCCAUUCCGAAUUCGUUUACGAAAGAAAUUUGCGAAAACAUGGCUGCCCACAACAAAAUUCCGGUCAUUUUUGCGUUGAGCAAUCCUACGUCCAAGGCGGAAUGCACGGCGCAAGAAGCCUAUGAAUGGACCGAUGGGCGUGCAAUUUUUUGCAGCGGCAGUCCAUUUGAUCCGGUGACGUUGCAGGAUGGGCGCCAACGUGUCCCGGGGCAGGGCAACAACGCAUACAUUUUCCCGGGCAUUGGGCUUGGCGUAUUGGCGGCCGGAUCUACUCGCAUUACAAAUUACGAUAUGCUGUUGGCAGCGGAAACGUUGGCGGCGGAAGUAGGUCCCGAAGAGUUGGACGUCGGUUGCAUGUAUCCUCCACUGUCUCGGAUCAGACAGGUUUCGAAAAACAUUGCAAUCGCCGUUGCCAAUCAGGCGCACGAAACGGGAGUAGCAACCGAGCAGAGACCGGUGGAUAUGGGAAAGUACGUGGAAUCACUCAUGUACGAUCCAUUUGAGGAGGUUGACGUUCACUUGGGAUCCAAGAAGUAG
Messenger RNA from Phaeodactylum tricornutum CCAP 1055/1, 1668 nucleotides. RefSeq lists its product with no specific name. Bases 1 to 1668 code for a protein of 555 amino acids. Gene Ontology annotation, molecular function: NAD binding; malate dehydrogenase (decarboxylating) (NADP+) activity; malate dehydrogenase (decarboxylating) (NAD+) activity. The record is from RefSeq and is a predicted model, not a curated record. Gene Ontology annotation, biological process: pyruvate metabolic process; malate metabolic process. The transcript has a single exon. Lineage: Eukaryota; Bacillariophyta; Bacillariophyceae; Surirellales; Neidiaceae. Gene Ontology annotation, cellular component: chloroplast.